AUGCCCGAUCCAAGUACGGUGAAAAUCAUGAGACUCCAUGUGGGAGGAAUAUCUAAAGAGUUAGCAAAUUCAAUUUCCGAUUUGGAGCAGAGGUUUUCUAAAAUUGGUAAAAUAGUAAAACCUUUUGAGGUUCAUGAGAAGCCGGUCGUUGAAUAUCGAUUUGCAUAUGUUACUAUGAAAUUGAAUAAAAAGGAGUAUUCCAAGCUUAAGCAGACGUGGGAUGGUGUCAAAUUUAAAGGAUCCAAAUUGAAAAUUUCGAUUGCAACAAUUGAUUAUCGUGCUGCGUGGGAGAAAGACUCCAGAAGGCAAGACAACAAAAUCAAGGAAAGAAGAAUCAGGGAGAUAGGAGCGUCGAAGAGGGCAGACAGAAUUUCAAAGAAACAGGAAAACCCAUUCGAUGCUGCUUUAAUCACAAAAGGGAGAUUUAGAAAAACACCUAGGAAGGGCAACUUGAAGUUGAUGACUGUUCGAGUCAUAUUGAAUGGUCGAGCGAAAAGAAUCAAGUGUAAAAUUAGUAAACUUUGGGGUUAUGAUAAGAAUAAAAAGUUGACCGAGUUGACUCAUAGAUUCAUUGCUGGAGAAUGGAGGGAUGGUAACGACCAUGUUGUUGAUCGCUUUACAGGUAAGGUUGUAGUGCUUGACGAAGACGGAAUAAAGGUUUACGAGGAUAAAGGGGAAGAAAUUGUUGAGGAAAUUAUGGACGAAAAGAUGAAGCAAAAUAAGAUCCUUGAAGCUAUGCUUAAUAAAUACAAUUUUGAAAAACCUGUAGAAAUCGAUAACUCCGAAGAUGAAUGUGCAGGACCUGAAUAUGAAAUGGAUUAUUGUAAUAAUGUGGAGGGGGAUGAGGAGAAUUCAGCAGAGGAAAUCACCUUAGAUUAUAAGGGAAUACCGAAAAAGGAUUGUCUUAACCCUACUCCUGCGUCCUUAGUUGAAGGAUAUAGGCAACUCGAAAAGGUGGUAAACUUUGAUACAGGCGAAGAGGAGGAACAAGCGACUUCGAUUAAUAGCAACAACUUUUUGAAGGGAGGAAAAGCAGAAACAGAAGCGGAGACAGAAGCAGAGGAGGAUCAUGACUAUGAGUUUUUGCCUACCUUUGGUAAACCUGAUCCGAAUGUCACUAACCUACAUAACGAUGAUGAAAGUGAGGAAGAGUUCAUUCCGAGCUUUGGUACCCCCCAAAAUACCAAUGAGAACACCAAAAAUACGACAGAGAAAUUAAGGGAUUUAUUGGACACCAGUAAGAUAGCUCAAACGCCAAAGCCUAUCGAUGUGGUUGAGAAGAGGAAAGACGAAAUCUUAUUACCUACAAUAAAGAAAACCAUGAACGUUGGUUUGUUUUUUCCACAUUUUGAUUCUGCCUUCUUGGUAGCACAGUCACAAAUCAAUAAACUUAGAGAAAUCAGAAUUAAUGAAGAAUUUGGAUAUGAUGAAUGGUUCUGGAAGAGUAGAGGAGAACUAAACAGAGAAUUUAGAAAGUUACGUAGAGACGCCUUACGCCGAAAUAAGAAGAAGUCUAAAGCUACUGCUUUAAUUUGA
Molecule: messenger RNA, 1536 nt
Organism: Pichia kudriavzevii
Lineage: Eukaryota; Fungi; Ascomycota; Pichiomycetes; Pichiales; Pichiaceae
Exons: 1
Coding region: 1-1536 (511 amino acids)
Molecular function (GO): nucleic acid binding
Source: RefSeq, a predicted model, not a curated record